Theobroma cacao (cacao) is the source of this 975-nucleotide messenger RNA. RefSeq names its product DNA binding protein. NCBI's taxonomy places the organism in Eukaryota, Viridiplantae, Streptophyta, Magnoliopsida, Malvales, Malvaceae. The record is from RefSeq and is a predicted model, not a curated record.
AAUUAAAAAUCCCAAUAGCGGGAACAAGAAGGAAAACCGCCUUAACCUCGAAACUGUUUCCAGCCAAAUCAAAAAGUCAAAUGGAGCUUCAUUUUGAGUGCACAGAUUUGAGUAUCUGGAAAGAAGCUAUCUCCUCUUACAAAUCUCGAAUCGAAUCUCUAGACAAGCCGAACCUAGUUUCUCUCGACGAAUUUUACCGCAACGAACUUCCCCCUCUUCUCCACCAACGAAACCCUAACCCAUUCAUAACCACCUCCGAACUCUCCCGCCUCAUGCAAUGGAAGCUCACGCGCGGCAAAUGGAGGCCGCGUUUGUUAGAUUUCGUUUCCUCUUUGGACGACUCUUUAGUAAAAUCUGCUUCGCAGAAGGCUUUCCAAUCGCUUCCCGACAUCUCCAAAGCCGUCUCCGAGCUGACUGUUUUGAAAGGAGUCGGCCCCGCUACUGCCUCCGCUGUUCUCGCUGCUUACGCUCCUGAAACGGCGCCGUUUAUGUCCGACGAGGCUAUGGAGGCUGCUCUUGGAAACUCAAAAGAUUAUUCGUUAAAGCAGUAUUUGUUAUUUGUGGAUAAAAUACAGAGCAAAUCUAAGGAAUUAAGUUCAGAAGGGGACUCCUUCACGCCAUCAGAUGUGGAGAGGGCUCUGUGGAGUUCAGCUGUAGGGAUAAAGUUGCAAUCUUCACAAGCUGUUCUGGACAACAAGAUGAAGGGAAGCAACAAAAGAAAGAGAAGACAUUGAUUGAGUGAUGCACUGCAUGACGGAUUCCUUUUGUAAGUUCUAACUUGUCCAAUUUUUAGUCUUGUUUACUUCAUGCUUUCCCCUCCCCAUGUAAUUACUGUGCUGAUAAAAGAGGUCAUACCGACUAUUAAGCUGCUUUUGCAAGUUUAUAUAUUACCCUUAGCAAUAAUUCCAUGUCAGCAGAAAUAUUCUAUUGCUUUUGCUAACACUUCAUGAAUGUGACAUUGGUGCCUUUGUUAUA